UAGCCAACAAGUCAGUCGUUGCAGUGUUCGGUGGGGAGGACCAUUGCGACAUGUAAAAUAGUCUGCUGGUUUGAAAGGUCUACUUCCACCCGCAAUAUUCCCAACAAUGGUGGUGGGGGCAGAUUUCAAAGAGUUUAGGUCCUUGUCAACCUCAAGUCCCGCUAUAAAUCCCUAGGUUCACAAUUAGGCAUGUCAAGAACGCCACACCAUGUCCUUGUAGUCUUCGUCAGCAUCAAUUCCACGGCCAAGUUCAUCUUGGGUGGGCGGCCCUCAUGCCCACUUAUAAAUAGGGCAGAUCAUAAUAAACGAAUAUUACUAACCAGGCUAAGAGAACAAAAAACAUAUACUCUCCGAGGCAUGGACACAGAAGGUGGCUCUGUUCAACUUCUACUUUUCGUUCUCUUUUCGGGUUUUUUGUUCUUUGAGACCUUUAAACUUGGCUCCUGCAAUGAUGAUCUUCAAGUGGGUUGCAAGGAGAUUGAGAAGAAAGCUCUCCUCAAGUUCAAAGAAGGCCUCACAGAUCCUUCAGGCCGACUCUCUUCUUGGUUUGGAGAUGAUUGUUGUAAAUGGAGAGGAGUGAGCUGCAAAAACCAAACUGGACAUGUCAUCAAGCUUAAACUCCGUAACCCAUUUCCAAACAACUACGAUAUUGAUCAAACAACUCACGAAUUGGGAGGCGAGAUCAAUCCUUCUUUACUCAAUUUAAAGUAUUUGAACUACUUGGACCUCAGCAUGAAUAAUUUUGGAGGAAUCCGAAUUCCGGAGUUCCUCGGGUCCCUGACAAAACUUAGGUAUCUCAAUCUUUCAAGUGCAUCCUUCGGUGGCACGAUCCCUCCAAAUCUCGGAAAUCUUUCGACUUUGCGUUAUCUUGAUCUCGAAGAUAACCUCGAGUCUUCUGUUGACGGAUUGAAGGUGAAUAACUUGCAAUGGUUGUCGAAUUUUAAGUCCUUGAAGUACCUUAAUUUGGCAAGUGUAGACCUUAGCAAGGUUGCAUCUUCUUGGCUUUCAACUAUGAAUAUGUUUCCUUCUCUUGUGGAGUUGCAUUUGCCCCUGUGUCAGCUAUCCAACCUUCCUAUCUCUCUUCCACUUGUUAAUCUUACAUCCCUUUUGGUCCUUGACCUCUCCAACAACGGUUUCGACUCCACAAUACCUUACUGGCUGUUCAAUCUCACUAGCCUUGCAUAUCUUAAUCUCAAUUCCAACAAUAUCCAUGGUGGACUUCCUGAUGCAUUUUCCAAGUUAACUUCCCUUGAAAACCUUGAUCUAUCUGAGAAUGGCAUUGAAGGUCGGUUAUCGAGAGGAUUGCAAAAUCUCUGCAACUUGUGGAAUCUGGACCUUUCCACUAACAAGAUUACCGGUGAAAUAUCUGAAGUUAUCAAUGGAUUAUCUGGAUGCAAAAAUAACAGCUUAGAGAUGUUGGAUUUGGGGUCCAACGAAUUGACAGGCAGUCUCCCCGAUUCAAUGGGCCACCUUAUAAACUUGCGAUAUGUUGUACUCCGGCAAAACUUGUUCAGCGGUUCCAUUCCAGAAACGGUAGGGAACUUAUCAUCUUUGGAGGAAUUGUACCUUUCAAACAACCAAAUGAGUGGAAACAUCCCUCCAAGGCUUGGUCAACUGUCAUCUUUGGUUGUGUUGGACAUCUCUGAGAAUUCAUGGGAAGGUGUCAUAACAGAAGCUCAUCUCUUGAAUCUCUCGAGCUUAAAGGAGAUAUCACUCUAUAAAGAAUCUCCAAAUAUUUCCUUGUUUUUCAACAUCGAUUCUGAUUGGAUUCCUCCUUUCAAACUCAUAUACAUUAGAAUUCGAUCGUGCCAAUUGGGCCCCAGAUUUCCUCCAUGGCUCAGAAAUCAAAAUAAGCUGAUCACUGUGGUACUCAACAAUGCAAGGAUUUCAGACACCAUACCAGACUGGUUCCUGAAGUUUGGUUUGCAACUCGACGAACUGGACGUUGCAUACAAUCAAUUAAGGGGCACUGUACCCAACCCAUUACAAUUCAGUGACUCCUCCAAUGUCGAUCUGAGCUCGAACCUCUUUGAGGGUCCUCUCCCUCUCUGGUCAUCUAAUGUGAGUACCCUAUAUCUAAGGGAUAACUUGUUUUCUGGACCAAUUCCUCCUGACAUUGGUGAAUUAAUGCCUAAUCUGACAGACUUGGAUAUCUCUUGGAACUCUCUAAACGGUAGCAUUCCCUUGUCCAUAGGUAAUCUGAAUGGUUUGACAACUCUGGUCAUCUCGAAUAAUCUUCUUUCUGGAGAAAUUCCACAUGUUUGGAACAAUGUGCCAUUGUUGUACAUUGUGGAUAUGUCAAACAAUAGCCUUUCUGGUACGAUUCCAAGUUCAAUUGCUUCUCUAAGAUCCGUCAGAUUCUUAAUACUUUCUAGCAACAAUCUUUCAGGGGAACUCCCUUCUGGCUUGAAAAACUGCACUGAGAUGAUCAGCCUUGAUGUUGGAGACAAUCAACUAUCUGGAAGGCUUCCAGCUUGGAUAGGAGAAAGCAUGACAUCGUUAUUAAUUCUCCGUGUUCGGAACAAUUCCUUUGCUGGAAACAUACCUGCAAGGAACUUGACUGGCUUCAAAACUGAGGUUACACCCGAAACUGUGAGGUAUGAGGGGCGAUUGCAAGUCAUGGCCAAGGGAAGAAUGCUUCAAUAUUUCUCUAUACUUUACCUUGUGAAUAGCCUCGAUAUUUCGAGAAAUAAUAUAUCUGGAGAGAUGCCUAAAGAAGUAACAAGCCUGACAAGGUUGGGCACCUUGAAUUUGUCCAUGAAUCAUAUGACAGGGAACAUACCUGCAAAUAUCGGAAGCUUGGAAUGGUUAGAAACUCUGGACCUCUCAAUGAACAACUUUUCAGGGUCUAUUCCACCAACCAUGGCUUCUAUGACUUUUCUGAAUCACUUGAACCUGUCAUAUAACAAUUUGUCUGGUAAAAUUCCAACAGGCAAUCAGUUCCUAGUCCUCGAAGAUCCAUCAUCAAUUUAUGUGGGUAAUGUUGCACUUUGUGGGUUUCCGCUAACUAUCGCGUGCAUUAGCAGUGACCCGCCUCAAGCUCCAGCUGGGGAGAGUAUAGGAGAAACAGAUGAUGCACUUGAAAAGAUAUUGUUCUCAAUUUGCAUAGGAUCGGGAUUCUUCCUAGGAUUUUGGGGAGUCUGUGGCACUUUGAUAGUGAAGCAGCGAUGGAGAGACGCUUAUUUCUAUUUUCUUGAAGAAGUAAAAGAUAGGCUUUUUGUAGUGCUCUCUUUAAAACUCAUUUAUCUUCGGAGGAAAGUCUUUGGAUGUUGA
Ilex paraguariensis (yerba mate) is the source of this 3273-nucleotide messenger RNA. The record is from the annotation of a GenBank genome assembly. Lineage: Eukaryota; Viridiplantae; Streptophyta; Magnoliopsida; Aquifoliales; Aquifoliaceae.